ACGAGUCAACAACUUCGAGGAGCCAGGAAUUUGCCCCAAGCCGGGAGAAGUCUCUCUCUCUAAUGGCCGUGGUGGCGAACGCCUGCGGUGCCUCCCAACCCGUCCGCAUCCCUCUCGCUCAAACUCCCCGCCUCUCCCCCCUCUCCCUCGCUCGCUUGAGGGUCUCUGCUUCCUCCCAGAGGCCCAUGCCCGAAGGGCCGCUCGUUCUCCACACUAAAGAGGUCGCGGCGCCGUUGGGGAAUUCCAUCAAACACCUCAAGGGUAGGCCGAGGGUCUUCUUCUUGGAUGUGAACCCCCUCUGCUACGAGGGAGCCGAACCCAGCCUUCGCUCCUUUGCUCGUUGGCUUGCACUUUUCUUUGACGAAGUCAGCCUCCGCGAUCCCGUCAUUGCUGUCUUGGAUGGGGAAGGGGGGAAUGAGUACAGGAGGCAGCUGCUGCCUUCGUAUAAGGCGCACAGGAAGAGGGUUCUGAGGCAAGUUUUGGCAUCGCAGAGUUAUCGGGGUUUUGAUAGUGGUCUGAGCUCUGCUGAGCAGCAAGUCAUGGAUGUUCUUCAAAAGUGCAAUGUUCCGGUUAUUAAAGUAAAUGGCUAUGAGGCAGAUGAUGUAGUAGCAACACUUACAGAUCAAGUUUUACAAAAAGGAUUUCGAGUUGUUAUUGGCUCUCCAGAUAAAGAUUUCAAGCAACUGAUAUCUGAGGAUGUGCAAAUGGUUAUGCCCAUGCCUGAAUUUGGUCGUUGGUCUUUUUACACAUUAAGGCAUUACCUUGCCCAGUACAAGUGUGACCCAAGCUCUGAUUUGAGCCUUCGGUGUUUUAUGGGAGACGAAGCUGAUGGUGUUCCUGGAAUUCAACACUUGGCCCCCAGUUUUGGUCGUAAGACAGCCCUGAAGCUCUUGAAAAAGCAUGGUUCUCUAGAAAAUUUACUCAGCACAGCUGCAAUAAGAACGGUGGGUAAAGAUUAUGCACAAGAUGUUCUCACAAAGUAUGGUGAUUAUCUGCGGAAAAAUUAUGAGGUUCUUAGCUUAAGGAGGGAUGCUAAUGUUCAGCUUGAGGAAGAUUGGUUAUCAGAAAGAGACACUUGUAAUGACUCAGCGGUGUUAUCAAAUUUCAUUACUAGGUUGGGCAAAGGCCAGAAGCAAGAAAACAGAUUACGAAGAAAAAUAUGUGAGAGAAGGAUCUCAUAGAGGAAUCAGUCUAUAUUGCUGGUGCUGUUUGAGGAAAUGCAGCUGCUUGAUCAACUGGAGAAUGGAAUCAGGCUUCCAACCUUAAGCUGGAAUUUUGUUUUGCAGCAUUGCAAGACAUUAACUAGCCUGGUUACGUGGUUAAAAUUUCUUCUUGUAUGUGCAUGCCUUAUCCAGACUGAUAAAUCUAAUGCCAAAAUUGCAGGCUGUCCACAAAUACAUCCAUUUCCACAGGUCAUAUUCCUUCAAGAUUUUGUUUUUGUUUUUCUUUUCUUUGUUUUUUUUCCAGGUUGUGCUCUAUCAUGUCAAUGGAUGGUUAAUGCUUUGCACUAUGACCAGGUUACUGGUAUCUGUUACACUAAAGUUUCAGUGGCAUUUGUAAUCUAAUAAAGCUGCUAGUAUAUCUAUAUCUGUAGAGUGAAUUGAGCAGGAGGAAUCUGGGAUGUCCAUCUUUUUUGUGCAGAGUGUUGCGUUAUCCUGUGCAUGUGCUGCUACUAUGUUUUCUUUGUAUUCUGAGUUUGCAGGUCGUAUAAAAGCUCAUUUCAUAGGGCUGUAUAAAUUGCAACCGUCGCAUUUCCUCAGGAGUGGGUCCUGACUGCAGCAUAAAGGAGUGGGUUUGAAGCUGCUUAGCUAGCAGCUAUCUCUGAUCUUAAUUGAAUGGCUUUCAGUUCAAUCCAAGUUGGAUUUGUGCCUGUCUGCUAAAAGGAUCUGUCUUAUACGUCAAAUUUGGGUAGUAGCAGUUCAUCCAGUUUGAGCUAUUGGUGACACUAUGAGGGUGUAAUUAAAUCAAUGUGCCGUAGUCUAAUUUGUUGGGCACUGUGAAUCCUCUAGGAAACAGUAAAUAUUUUGGGAUGGAUAUUGUAGAUGGCAGGCCAUCUGACUGUCCGAUCACUUCAAUAAAUCAGAGGAUUAGCAGCAUGCCAAUGCAUAUUAAAAAUGCUGCUGUAAAAUACCUUAGGUAGUGUUUAUAAAAAAACAUUGUCAAGUAUACUGGGCACCAUCUCCGGUGAGCAAAGCUUGGCUCUGCUGCUACUCAGUAUGACAUCUAUUCUCAUGUAUUUUCUCUCUAAUAUAGCCGGUGCUCCCUAUUUUUACUUUGUUGCCACUAUUUCAUGUUAUUUGAUAAUAAAGUAACAUGUUUAUGUUAUGAUGAGUUUGAAAGAAUGAAUGCGUAAGAAAUGCAUGAAGAGGAUAUUGCAUUACUCUCCUAUCUUGUAUUAGUCGGUCUGAUCCAGCAAAUAAGUUUAUAAGUUAUUAUUCAUGCAAAAUAUGAAAUGGGCCCUCAAUUAUUGUAUUGCUUUGUUCAUUGCUCAUGUGAAUGAAAUUUGUAUGUUUCUUCUUAAAAAUGUUGGUUGGUAAUCUCAUAUUCAUGUGAUGAAUUGCAUUGCUCUAUUCACUGUUCAGUGCUACCAAGUUGUUGUUGAGAAGCAAAGGAUUUACAAUCCAUAAUUUCUUAUCAGAUUGGUAGUUUAGGAUAUAUUUGGUUGGGGGUAGUUAGACCUUAGAAUGAAAAUGGAAAUGAAUGACUUCUAUUCUAGAAAUUUUGUUGGAAAGAGUUCCAUCCUCAUUCUAGUUCUAAAGGAAAAUAGAAAUUCCCCCAAUCCCCCAAAACCCAAUCCUUACUCUUUUGUCAUAAAUUUUGUACGUAAUACAUUUUUUUUCCAUUCUUUUCUACUAAUGUAUCCUGCUUUUAUAUAUUAUUUACUUAUUUAUGGACUAAUUAUGUAUUUUAUUUUUUACAGAUUGAACUUGCUGACAAAUGAUUCGUGCAUGACUUGUGCUGAUUGUUUAGUUCUUUUUCUUAUAUUUUGUCUAAUUAGGACAAGAGUAACUUUAUUUUUAAUCAAAACCAUAUAGGAGAUUUGUAGUAUUUUGUUUUAGGAUCUUAAAUGUUCUUCCAUAUUUAAUGUCUUAUAUCAAGAACUACGUGUUCUCUGACUCUUUUUGUUUAUAACGAAUUUAAAGGAUUGCAA
This is a messenger RNA of Phoenix dactylifera (date palm), 3151 nucleotides long. RefSeq names its product 5'-3' exonuclease family protein. The record is from RefSeq and is a predicted model, not a curated record. NCBI's taxonomy places the organism in Eukaryota, Viridiplantae, Streptophyta, Magnoliopsida, Arecales, Arecaceae. Gene Ontology annotation, molecular function: DNA binding; 5'-flap endonuclease activity; 5'-3' exonuclease activity. Gene Ontology annotation, biological process: DNA replication, Okazaki fragment processing.